Nicotiana attenuata is the source of this 807-nucleotide messenger RNA. RefSeq lists its product as uncharacterized. The coding region runs from base 1 to 807 and encodes 268 amino acids. The record is from RefSeq and is a predicted model, not a curated record. The transcript has 4 exons. NCBI's taxonomy places the organism in Eukaryota, Viridiplantae, Streptophyta, Magnoliopsida, Solanales, Solanaceae.
AUGGAAACUUCGAAAGAGAUAUGGAACGCUCUUGAAAAGAAGUACAAGAUGGAAGAUGUUGGAAUUAAGAAGUUUCUUGCCGCAAAGUUCUUGGACUUUAAAAUGGUUGACAGUGAGUAUGUCAUAACUCAAGUUCAAGAACUGCAAGUCAUUGUACAUGACCUCCUUGCCGAAGGUAUGGUCAUAAAUGAAGUGUUUCAAGUUGCAGCAUUUAUUGAAAAGUUGCCUACGGUGUGGAAGGACUUUAAAAACUACUUGAAACAUAAGCGCAAGGAGAUGACAUUGGAAGACCUUAUUGUUCGCCUAAAGAUUGAAGAGGACAACAAGACUGCAGAAAAGAAGUCUCGUGAAAAUUCAAAAAUAAUGGGUGCAAAUAUUGUUGAAGAAGCUUCGACGAGCAAAAAGAGAAAGAAGCCAAAUCCUAGAGAAUGGUGGAUUGAUUCGGGGGCAACUCGUCAUGUUUGUGCUAACAAGGAGUUAUUUACUUCUUAUGCUCCCGCUGGACCCGACGAGACAUUUUUUAUGGCAAAUUCCGCUACUACAAAAAUUAAAGGAACGGGCAAGAUAGCUUUGAAGAUGACUUCUAGCAAGAUUGUGACUCUAAAUGAUGUCCUUCAUGUUCCUAAAAUGCGGAAGAAUUUAGUCUCGACAUCACUUCUAGUCAAGAGUGGCUUUAAGUGUGUUUUUGUUUCCGACAAGGUUGUAGUUAGUAAGACUGAAAUCUGGACUCCCCUAUUUUCUUUAGGCGAAUUCUGCUACUGCAUUCAUGAAUACAGUAGCGCAAAAACAGCAAAUACAGUCGCAUAG